AUGAGAGAAGAAGAACCAAGAGGCUGGAAGUCUAGUGCAUUUGGUAGGAAGAGAGUAAGGAAGAUAUCGAAGCUUCUCAGCCAGAAGCUUGGGCCCGAGUUCAUCAGCUACAGGCCCGGGUUCAACAUGUCCAAGAUAGCGUAUGUCGAGGGGUGGAAGGUGAUAAGCCUAGCCAAUAGGAUCUUUGGAUUCAACGGAUGGUCGUCAGAGAUACGAAGCAUCUCCACGGACUACGAGGAGGCUGAAGACAAGAAGAUAAGUCUAGGUGUGUCCUGCCUUGUCAGGGUUAUGCUGAAGGACGGGACAUACAGAGAGGACAUUGGAUUUGGAAGUGCAGAGAAUCAGAGGAGCAAGGCAGCUGCAUAUGAAAAAGCAAAGAAAGAGGCAGCAACUGAUGCUCUCAAGAGGGCCCUGAGGCAGUUUGGAAAUUCGCUAGGAAAUUGCUGCUACGACAAGAACUACAUCAGAGAAGUACAGAGGAUCCAUAAGAUUAACGAAAAGGCUCUAGACUCCAACGAUUUAUUUAGAAAUAAUGGCGGAACGUCUGAGGAGUCCGACAAAGAGGGCGAUGGCUCCUUUGACAUAGACUACCAUGACCUGAGUGACACUCUGUGA
Molecule: messenger RNA, 615 nt
Organism: Encephalitozoon hellem ATCC 50504
Lineage: Eukaryota; Fungi; Microsporidia; Unikaryonidae
Product: Rad52 recombination DNA repair protein
Exons: 1
Coding region: 1-615 (204 amino acids)
Biological process (GO): DNA recombinase assembly; double-strand break repair via homologous recombination; double-strand break repair via single-strand annealing
Cellular component (GO): nucleus
Source: RefSeq, a predicted model, not a curated record